Molecule: messenger RNA, 1201 nt
Organism: Pistacia vera
Lineage: Eukaryota; Viridiplantae; Streptophyta; Magnoliopsida; Sapindales; Anacardiaceae
Product: sufE-like protein 1, chloroplastic/mitochondrial
Exons: 1
Coding region: 19-1050 (343 amino acids)
Source: RefSeq, a predicted model, not a curated record
CAGAAGAGAGCAGAGGCCAUGGCUUCUUCUUCAAUCUCUUCCUCCCUACGUUUAUUCACUACCAAAUCGAUUCUCACACCAAAACCCCGGAAAAACCUCUCUUUCUUUUACAAACCCCUCACUUUUACAAACAUAUCACUUUCUCCCUCGCUCGUCUGCCGCUCUUCUGCCACCUCCUCUCUUCAGCCCCUCGAACAGCUCCCUCCAAAGCUCCAAGACAUCAUCAAGCUCUUCCAGUCCGUGCAGGAACCCAAAGCAAAGUACGAGCAACUCUUGUUUUACGGAAAGAAUCUCAAACCGCUUGAUACCCAGUUCAAAACGAGGGAAAAUAAAGUGGAAGGUUGUGUGUCUCAGGUCUGGGUUAGAGCUUACUUUGACGAGCAGAAGAAUGUUGUGUUUGAAGCUGAUUCUGACUCUGUUUUGACCAAAGGGUUGGCGGCUUUGCUCGUUCAAGGCUUGUCUCAUCGACCUGUAGAGGAAAUUGUUAAGGUUUCUCCGGAUUUUGUUGUGCUUCUUGGUUUGCAACAGAGUUUAACUCCUUCUAGGAAUAAUGGGUUCUUGAAUAUGUUGAAGUUGAUGCAAAAGAAGGCGCUCGAACUGUUUUUAGAGGCUGAGAAGGCCAAAGGGUCGGUUCAGGGUUCCAAUUCAGGGGCGAAAAUUGAGAGUAGUGGUAAAGAUUCAAUUUUGAUUGAUGAUAAUGGUAAAAUUUCAAAUUUGGAGGGGACUUUGGAGUCAAGUGUUGAAAUGAAUGAGAAAUUGGAGGAGUUGGGGAGUAGAGGAAUGAGAAUUAGGGAGAAAUUGGAGAAGGAGCUGAGGCCUGUUGAGUUAGAAGUGGAAGAUAUUUCAUAUCAGCAUGCUGGGCAUGCUGGUGUGAAAGGGAGUGAUGGAGAGACACAUUUUAAUGUGAAGGUUGUGUCUGAGGAAUUUGAAGGGAAGAGCUUGGUGAAGAGGCAUAGAUUAAUAUAUGGUUUGUUGCAAGAUGAGUUGCAGAGUGGGCUGCACGCGUUGUCGAUAGUGGCAAAACUUCCAUCUGAAGUUGAGGGGAGAUGAAUUGGUUGUAAAAGUAAAGAUUAUAGGUUCAUUUCUAUGUUUUGCUUUGAUUCAUUUGAAACAAUGGGUUAUUAAAAAUAAAAGGUUUAUGUAUUGAUGAGUUAUAUGAAAUGAAUAGACUCCACCUAUGUGGUUGUUUUUGCUAAGACUU